Musca vetustissima is the source of this 4922-nucleotide messenger RNA. RefSeq lists its product as uncharacterized. The record is from RefSeq and is a predicted model, not a curated record. The transcript is spliced from 19 exons. NCBI's taxonomy places the organism in Eukaryota, Metazoa, Arthropoda, Insecta, Diptera, Muscidae.
CACAUUAUCCGACACAAUGUUGAUGAUGACGCUAACACUGACCAUGAAACCAAAAACGAAACCCAGCAUAAUUCUAUUAGUUGUAGCCAUAUUUAGUUUAAGCUUCCAAGAGAUUUAUGCACAAACCACUUGCAAGAAUGGCCUGGGACGUGUUCUCUACGAACGCCUGCCAAAUCAACAGCUACAAGGCUACGAUGAUGAUGUGGUACGCGACACGGCUCCACCUUUUCGCGUUCUAGAGAAAUGUCAGGAUUUAUGUUUGCGUGAUCGUACUGGCACCAAUAAUUUGGUGCGUACCUGCACCAGUUUCGAUUUUCAACCGGGCAGUCGGAUAACAGCAUUUGGCGGCAACAUGGAAUACGAAGAGUCACUCUGUUAUUUGACAUCCGAACAGGCUGGGCCAGAAGGUAUUGGCAGCUUGAUGCUGGUGCCGAACAGUGUACACUUCAAUGAGAUUUGUUUGACAUCUAGCCGUCCCGAGCGUGAAUGUCCCAGUCGCCGUUAUGUUUUUGAGCGUCAUCCUCGCAAAAAACUUAAAUUGCCUAUAUCGGACAUUAAAGAGAUAACCGCUGCGAAUCGUUCCGAUUGUGAAGAUAAAUGUCUCAAUGAAUUCUCCUUCGUUUGUCGUUCGGCAAAUUUUGAUUCCACCAUGAGGUCAUGUACACUCAGUAGAUUCACCCGUCGCACCCAUCCCGAACUAUUGGAAGAUGAUCCCAAUUCAGAUUAUUUGGAAAAUACAUGCCUCAACGCCGAACGUCGUUGUGAUGGCUUGGCUGUAUUCGUCAAGGAGGAAAAUAAACGUUUGGGUGGACCAUUCGAAGUGGAUAUUUUUAAUAAUAUGACCUUGGAGGAGUGUCAAACUAUGUGUUUGAGAGCUGAAAAAUACUUUUGCCGUUCCGUGGAAUUUGAUGAUCAAACCAAACAAUGUAUUCUAUCGGAAGAGGAUUCCAUAUCGCAAAAAGAUGACAUCAGCAUAAGUUCAAGUCCCACACAUCAUUUUUAUGAUUUAGUUUGUCUGGAUAAUCAACGCGCCACCGAUUACCCCGACAAUUCCGUGACAUCACAUCUCUUUUCGGGUGGACGACGACCGGAUACAGCUUUUCAACGUUAUCGCAAUUCACGUCUGGGUGGAGAAUUUCAUUCGGAGAUAACUGGUAGAUCGUUGAGUGAAUGUCUGGAUGAGUGUCUAAGACAAACAAGUUUCCAAUGCAGAUCUGCCGUCUACAGUGAUCGUUUUCGUACAUGUCGCCUAAGUCGUUACAAUCAAAAGGAUGGCAUGCGAAUUAUUUAUGAUGCCGAUUAUGAUUAUUAUGAGAAUUUAAUGCUUAAUGUGGUUGGUGGUAGUGGUGAUAGUGAUGGCCAUUCAGGUGCUGGUGGCUCAGGGGCUGGAAGCCACAGACCGUCAGAUCGACCUGGAGUUGAUAACCCCUGGCGCAAUCCCAGCAAAGAUGAUGACCGUUAUGGCAGUGGUAAUCGUUAUGGACAGGGCAGUGGUACAGGUGUUGGCGGUGGCAGUAGAUUGCCUGGAGAUUCAGCUGGUGGGGAUUAUGGCCGUCCACCCUAUGAUCGUUAUCCUGGAGAACCAGGCGGCCUAGAUUAUGAUCGUUUGCCAGGAGAUCGGGAUCGUAUACCACCUCUGGAUCGGGAUCGUUUGCCUGGAGAUAGGGAUCGUAUACCACCGCUGGAUCGUGAUCGCUUACCGCUAGAUCGUGAUCGCAAUCGUUUGCCAGGUGAUCGUUAUCCAGAUGAUCCCGAACGUUACCCCGAAGAUCGUGAUCGUGGUCGAGAUCCCUAUGCCCCUGCCAAUCGUGACCGUUAUCCUGGUGAUCGUGAUCGGUAUCCCCUAACCGACCGAGAUAGACCCUAUAUGAAUCGUUAUCCCGGCCCACCUGGACGUUAUCCUUAUGAUGAACAGUUGCCACCACCCAAGGACAGAUAUGCUGGCCGUUACCCAGAAUCAGAUCGUUAUGGUGAUCGUUAUCCCGAUUCGGAUAGAUAUAUACCCAGAGAUCGUUAUACACCCAUACGCCGGCCAUUGGGUGGACGUUAUCCACUGAUCGAGGAUAAUACCCUGCCACCAGAUAUGCCACAUACCCGACCAUAUCCACCCGAUGAUGAUGUACCCUAUAGACCCUAUUUACCAGGACAUCGUUAUCCUGAAGAUCGUUAUGCUGGUCGGUAUCCUUCACGGUAUCCCAAUAUGAGAGAACCCAUUGGUGGCUAUACCGGACGUGAUGAUCCUGAAGGUAUUUUCCCUGAUCGUCGUUUUAGACCUUCAUCAUAUGAUUCACGUUAUCCUGAUGAUUUGCGUCCUGGCUCGGGAGGCAGGUAUGGACCAGAUGCCCGUUAUCCUGGAGAUGAUAUAGUACAUGGAGCUCGUCGACCCGAACCUGAUUCAGCAAAACGUUAUCCACCAGCACCAAUAGUACCUCCCGUGGGAGGUGGUAAAUAUCCACCUCCUCCUACCUCACCCAAUCGUUUUCCGGUAGGUAAUGACCGUUAUCCCAUAGAUAUUUACAAAUAUGGCAAUCGUUAUGAAGGCAGUGCGGCGGCGGGAGGCUUUAGAGCAGGUUACAAUCGCCCACCUCCUCCUCCACCAUAUUACGAUAUGGACUAUGAGGAACGUUAUGGUGAUCGCUUUGGUCCCUAUGAUCGCGAUUUUGAUAGACCAGCUGGCCGUCGUCCCAUAGCAAAUUCUGGAGGUUAUACCUAUGAUAUGCCCUAUAAUCGCCCCUACCAUGGACCCGGUGGAGCUGGAGGUCCUGGUAGUGGUUCGCUGACACCUUUACCCAAUGAUCAUCCAAUACCGGGAGCUUUGCCACCACCCUUGGCACCAGCAUCAUAUGGUGGUGGUGGACCGGGAGGUCCUGGCGGUCCGGCCGGCAUUCCCAGACCACCAAUAACACGCUGUGAGGAAAGUGAUAAUUUUAAGCAAGUAGCAGCACGCCACAAAAUGAGAAGACAUUUCAUACGUCGCGCAAUAAUUGUACCCUCGCUGAUACAGUGUGAGCGGGAAUGUGUGGAGACUAGGGAUUUCAUAUGUCGUAGUUUCAAUUAUCGCGACACCGCGGUAAGCAAUUACGAUGAGCGUGACAUACCCAAUUGCGAGCUGAGUGAUCGUGAUUCUCGUGAGUUGGAUGUACACGAUCCCAGCUUAUUCGAUGCAGCCAAUUACGAUUUCUAUGAGAGAAGCAGUGCCGGCAGAAGUGAUGGAGAGUGUAUGGACGUUACCCAAACAUGCAAUGAAGAGGGCAUGGAAUUCACCAUUCGAACACCUGAAGGUUUUGUGGGACGCAUUUAUACCUAUGGCUAUUAUGAUCGCUGCUUCUUCCGUGGCAAUGGUGGCACAGUGAAUGUCCUACGCAUCAGCGGUCCUCAGGGUUAUCCCGACUGUGGCACCCAACGUUAUGGUGACACUCUAACCAACAUCGUUGUUGUCCAAUUCUCCGAUAAUGUCCAGACCAGUCGUGACAAACGUUAUAAUUUAACUUGUGUCUUCCGUGGUCCUGGUGAGGCUGUUGUCACCUCAGGUUAUAUUGGAGCUGGUUCCGGCAGUCCAAUACCCAUUGAAUAUUUACCAGCCGAAAAUACGCUCAGUUCAAAGGUACGUUUGAGUAUUUUGUAUCAGGGUAGGCCGACAACAACAAUAGCUGUGGGCGAUCCGCUGACAUUCCGUUUAGAGGCCUUGGAUGGUUAUAAUCAUGCCACAGAUAUAUUUGCCACAAAUGUUGUGGCUCGUGAUCCAUACUCGGGCAGGAGUAUACAACUGAUUGAUCGAUUUGGCUGUCCUGUGGAUCCUUAUGUCUUCCCCGAAUUGGAUAAAUUACGUGAUGGCGACACCUUGGAAGCUCGCUUUAAUGCCUUCAAAAUUCCCGAAUCAAAUUUCUUGGUAUUUGAGGCAACUGUACGUACUUGUCGUGAUGGUUGUCAGCCGGCUUAUUGUCCAGGACCAGCGGGUAGGCAAGAGCCAUCAUUUGGACGGAGGCGUAGAUCUUUAAAUGACACCGAAACAUUAAGCGAGGAAAUUGUCACAAGUACAGAAGAUUCGUUGGAACCGGUGGCAGAACGUUUGGUUGAUGAGCUAACGGAAGUGAAUAGUACCACUGUGACCAGUACCCUGGGUGAGGGUAAUAAAAGUGAGCUAAAUCUUAACAGAGAAGAAAAGAAAAUAUAAUUUUUCAAUAUUUUUCUAGAUAAUACGACAGAGGCAGAAAAUGAAGAACCCGAACAAGUUAGGGAAAUGAUAGAGGUCUUCGAAAGUCGUGAAGAAAUCGAAAAUGAAUCUUACCCCCGAAAAUUGGUGGCACCAGUGGAAACGGUUUGCCUUACACCAUCCGAAUAUCACGGGUUAAUUACGGCGAUUAUUUUACUCAUGAUUUUACUGUUGAGCAUAACCCUAGUUUCCGGUCUGGCUUAUCGUCGCUAUUGGAAGACAAUGUCAAAAAAUCGUAUUGCCGAUCGUCAUUCACCCAUUCAUUCGUUGGGCCACUCUUCAUCGAUACGCACUCAUGAACGUUUCAGUGAAAUCGGUCAUAUGCCAAAUGGUUCGAGUAGUGGUGGCGGUUCGAAUGUCACCACCGCCAAUCGUUCUGCAAAUGCCUUCCGUUCGAAUGUCUCGAUGUUUGGCGGUUCCCUGCACAAGACAUUUGCCACUGGAAAUUUAGCACGAAUGUGUCAGCUGCCCGUAAUAAAUCCAAUGCGUAAUGCCAAUUUAGGACCCAAUCAAUUCGAGGAUCCCAGUGAACCCAUUUAUACCGAUCCAUCGCUAUUCGAACGUUCCAGAUCCCUGCGUAGCCUAAAUGUGGACGGUGGAGAAGGAGGCGACAACAAUGACACCGAUCAGCAUCAUCAAGUUUAAAUCAAAUUCUAUUAUUUGUGCAUUUCUUCGAAAACCCAUGGACUUUUUCAUUUUUUUUUUUAUU